GCGCUCUGCCUGGAGCUGACAGCUCUGGGGCUGACAGCUGCCCUUUGGAAGGAUUCGGGCUGCCGUCCUUCGUGUCUCAGUGCUACUGCGGCUUUGUUGGCCCCGAUGGAGCAGGUUGCGGGCCCGAUGAUGGCACGGCCUGCUGGUGCAAGUGCUGCUGCCAUCAUGUGGCAGGUGGUAGCUGUCGCUACCGCAUGACAGAGAUGGAGGCGAUGGAUGAGCUUUCCUCGCAUGCUGUCGGAGCUUCCAUCGGUGCGAUGAGCAUGGGCACCCUCGGGGCAAUGCUCACAGUCCUCGUGGCUUGA
This is a messenger RNA of Symbiodinium necroappetens, 305 nucleotides long. The record is from the annotation of a GenBank genome assembly. NCBI's taxonomy places the organism in Eukaryota, Dinophyceae, Suessiales, Symbiodiniaceae.